AUGUCGGCUGCGGGGGAAGCAGCCAACGUGUCGGUGCCUAGAUCAACGGAAUCCAAACCCGAAAGGGCGGAGUCUUCGUCACGGAACACUUCGCCGCCGGCGCCAGCAGCUCCAAUACCCAUAUCAAAUGUACUGACGGAUCAAGCAAAAGCCACACUCACACAGGUACUUUCCCCGUGAAUUUUCCAGAGAAAAUGUCAUUUUAGCUAGUGAAAACUUCGAAAAUGAGCCGAUCUCGAGGGUCGGCGCUCGCGGAAAAGCCAGAAGUGCAGUCGAUGCUCGACAAGGAACUCUUUCUGAUCCAAUCGGACCGACGGACAAAGAUGAAUCCGAUCCAGGAACUUCAGCUCGUCCGAGUGCUCGCGCAGUUCUUUUUGGUGAGUAAUUUUCUCUCGGAGCUUGGCUCAGCGAAAAUUGAUCACAAAGGCCGACCUCGAGUAGGAUUUCGCGUGGCGCGCAGUGUUGGUGGCGGCAAAGAAUAAUUACCACCUAUUUCGGGCGGUGUAUCAGAAGUGCCUGGCUCCGAAAAAAGAGCAGGAGAGCGCGAGAGCAAGAUAGAAAAAGAGUGCAUCACGCCGUCUCCUCUGUCAUUUUUUGUUGUUUUGACACGCACCGGCUCUCCUUCUCCCUCUUCUGCUUUGCUCCUUUUUUCUCCUCGCAGACUCUCGUUCUCUGUCCUCUUCUUGUUGCGCCCGAAAUCGGACAACACAGAUGAUGCAGAAGGAGGAAGAAAAGAGAGCUCGCGGAGCAUAUUAAAAUAGAUUAUAAUAUAGAGGGUUAGGUGGGCGGUUGUAUUUGCAGAACCGCGCCAAAAUUUCACCAUUCAUUUGCGAUUACGAAAUGGAAACGGCGGAAAAAGGACACCUGUGCGGAUACAGUACUCACGAGAAAGUGAGAAGCGCAGGUGGGACGAAGCAGACAAAAAAAUCAGCGCAAUUCAGAUAGUUUUUUGGUUUUGGAAAGAAACGCGAUAUCCGCAAUUUCUAAUUGGGGUGAGGCUCGGAAAAAAUUAGAGAUCUGGAGGCCAUGCGAGGGGAUGUUUGAAGAAGCGAAACCAACAAAUGCAAAAUAUUAUAGGGGCACCGGACAGAAAGGGCGCGCUGUUCGCAAUCGGGCCGAAUUUCUAGGCCGCGAAGUAAUUUUCCACUGAAAAUGCGGCCUAACUUUUAAAACUCGGCCCCGAGGUCGCUCAAUUUGCGCUGCAAACGGAGUUUCUCAACAGAGCGCCAUUUCUGUGCGGUGCCCCUAUAAUAGCUGUGGUUAUUUGGGAAUAACUACGGCUAAUAAGCACUUUCGAAUACAAAAAAGAGCAGAACGAAAAAGAUUUUUGCGCUAUUCUGAUUAUCCGUUCUGUUCUGUCUUCUGCUCGGCACGCCCACCAGACGUUGCGAGAUUGCGAAAGAGCCGCGAAGGAUAAUUGGGAAUCGCCCUGAGCAGAAUAAAAGUGUUUCGCAACCGCCUUGAAAUCAAUCUCAAUUCUCAGGAACGUGCAGACGACGGUCACCGCUACUCCUACUUCGAAGCGAUAUUUUUCGGCAGAUCCGACGACACGGUUCUCCACGAUUUCCGCAUCAAAAUCAUGUUCCAACUCGUCUCGUUCGCUGUCCAGUACCCCGUUCUGCAGAUCUUCAAUCACGUCAUGGGAUGGUUGUGUCAAAUGAAAAACGAGACACUCGAACGGAAAUAUUCGGAUUGGCUCAUCGAAAUUCUCGUGGAGAACUUCGUGCGGCCGUCCACGGAAAAGCUGCCGAUGCACCACUUUCUACUCCCGUUGGACGUGACUUGCAGCGAGUUCUGUGCUCUUUUCGUCGCUCGAGCCGCCCUUCACGGGAAGCUGAAGCAGCCGAUGGCCGAGCUGAUCAUCCGGUUUUCGGCCCAGAACAUGCAGUUCAUCCUCCGACACCUCCGCGACACUCCGUGGCUUGGAAACGAUUUCGCCGAGAAAGUGAUUCCCCGGAUGCUAGAUCAGAUGAUGACGGACGAUUCGAACUUGGACGGAGACGGCCUCGGAUCGUGCAUCUGCUUCUUCAUGUUCAGAUGGCAUCUCGACGUGAUGGCGACGGAAGAUCGGCGAGGACCGACGAAAAGGAUCGAGGUUUUAGGUAAGAAACAGAAAGAGAGAGAGAGAGAGAAAAGGACAGUUCGAGGCGUUUUUGAUAGAUAAAGUUGAGAAUAAAAGAGUGUUAUCAGUAAAAGAACACAGUUUGAUGGGUGUUUCCCACUGAUUAGAACCAACAAAAAAGGAAGUGCAUAUUGAUAGAACGACAAUAGUUUAUCGUGAGAACUAGUAUUGUGUGCUCGUAUUACGUAGCACAAAUAAGCCCGUACGAAAAACGGCGGAAAAGCAGAAGACGACGCCGAAAAAUGCCUAGAAAUGUCUGUCAAAAAGGUUUAUAAUCAAUCGGCCGAAAAUGAGAAAAAAAGACGGGAAGAGGGGAAUCUCAAAGACGACAAAACGUCACGGAAAUAAGAACACUGGGCUAAUGGAAUUCAGUUUGAUGGAAAAGAUGAUAGGAGAUGGUGUCGAAGCGUAAAAUUGAAAGUGUUGUCUCUCAGUUCAAGGCUAUAAUUAGAAGGACGUCUGAAUUAGUCUGAAGGUUACAGGAGGACACUUAAAUUAAUUGUUUUCCAGACCUGCUACUGUCUCCCAAAUAUCCUUGGUCGAAGCGACGAAUCUGUCUGCUCGUGGCCGCAAUCGGAGCAUCCACACGUCCAGAACACCUCAUCCAGAAGGAUCUUCAGAAGAUUGUAGCACCCGAAAAGUACCGGAAAGCCCUUCAGACCAUAAGCAAUGAAGGAGUGAAAGAGAACCCUCAGAAGUACAUGGACGGCAUCAGCACUAUGGGAUUGGAAGCGUCGCCGGUGAAGAAGACGGUGACGAAGAAGAAGUGA
Caenorhabditis sp. 36 PRJEB53466 is the source of this 2892-nucleotide messenger RNA. The record is from the annotation of a GenBank genome assembly. Lineage: Eukaryota; Metazoa; Nematoda; Chromadorea; Rhabditida; Rhabditidae.